CCUGCUGUCGAACUGGGCAAGUUCAUGAAACCUGGGAAAGUGGUGCUGGUCCUGGCCGGACGCUACUCGGAAUGCAAAGUCGUCACCGUGAAGAAUAUUGAUGAUGGCACCUCAGACCGCCCUUACAGCCAUGCCCUGGUGGCUGGAAUCUACCGCUAUCCCCGAAAAGUGACAGCUGCCAUGGGCAAGAAGAAAAUCGCCAAGAGAUCAAAGAUCAAGUCCUUUGUGAAAGUUUAUAACUACAGUCACCUCAUGCCCACAAGGUACUCUGUGGACAUCCCCUUGGACAAAACUUUUGUCAACAAGGAUGUCUUUAGAGACCCAGCUCUGAAACGCAAGGUCAGGCAGGAGGCCAAGGUCAAAUCUGAGGAAUGAUACAAG
Meriones unguiculatus (Mongolian gerbil) is the source of this 381-nucleotide messenger RNA. RefSeq names its product large ribosomal subunit protein eL27-like. The record is from RefSeq and is a predicted model, not a curated record. Gene Ontology annotation, biological process: translation. Gene Ontology annotation, molecular function: structural constituent of ribosome. Gene Ontology annotation, cellular component: ribosome; cytosolic large ribosomal subunit. Lineage: Eukaryota; Metazoa; Chordata; Mammalia; Rodentia; Muridae. The coding region runs from base 25 to 375 and encodes 116 amino acids. The transcript has a single exon.